This is a messenger RNA of Chrysoperla carnea, 3602 nucleotides long. RefSeq names its product probable ATP-dependent RNA helicase DDX43. The record is from RefSeq and is a predicted model, not a curated record. The coding region runs from base 125 to 2170 and encodes 681 amino acids. The transcript has 3 exons. Gene Ontology annotation, molecular function: RNA helicase activity; RNA binding; ATP binding. NCBI's taxonomy places the organism in Eukaryota, Metazoa, Arthropoda, Insecta, Neuroptera, Chrysopidae.
UGUACUAUAACCUCAAAUAUAAUUGAAUGUAAUUUAAAGAGAAAUAUUAUACGUUAAAAAAAGUAAAAUAAUUAUAUUUUACUAAUCGAUACAAAAUUUUAUUACUUAAGUCUAUUCAUUUAAAAUGAAUAACGAAUGGAGGCGAUCAGACGAUGGAGAUGUCAAUGAAUCAAAAAACUUCAAGCCAAAAAAAGUUGUCGGCAAACGAUUUUUUCCACGUGAAGGCAAUCAGCAGAAUUGGCGUGAUCGAAAUCUUGAGGCUCAAAACGGUAGAGACGUAGAAAGUCAACCAAAUAACUGUGUAGAUGAUUUUGCUUCUUCUUGGGGCAUAACAAAUGAAACAUAUUCAAAACCAAAACCAAAAGCACGUCGACAACGCAACGCUAAUGAUACUCAUUUAACCAUUGAUGUGCCGUCUGAUAAAGUUGGUAAAAUAAUUGGCCGUGGUGGUUCAAAAAUCCGUGAACUUCAAGAUGAAACUCAAACUGAAAUACAAAUUUUAAAAGAUGAUGAGGCUGAUAAUGGAAUGAAACAGAUCACUUUAAUUGGUUCUGAAGAUGAUGUGCAAAAGGUACAUAAGCUAAUUGAAAAUUUAAUAAUCGAUAAAGCUCGUUAUGAAAGUACACCAUCACAAAGUAAUACUUUCGAGGAAGAUAAUGAUAAUCAUCAAGAAAUUGAUUGGCUUCAGUUGGCUAAAAAUUGUGAAGAGGAAGCGGCUGCAUUUUGGAAUACUCUACCGGAUAUCAAUAAAAACUUUUACGUUGAAGAUCCUACAAUAGCCAAAAUGUCUUCACAACAAGUACAAAAAAUACGAGAAAGUAAUAAUAACACAACUGUUGGCUAUGUUUUUGACGAAAAAACUCAUCUUAACAAAAUACCAAAUCCUGUUACGAAUUUCGAACAAUGUUUUAAACCAUAUCCAGAAAUUUUAGAAGGUAUUCGAAAAAUGGGUUUUGAAAAACCAUCCCCAAUUCAAGCACAAGCAUGGCCCGUAUUAAUGAGUGGACAAGAUUUAAUUGGUAUCGCACAAACUGGUACAGGAAAAACUUUAGCAUUUUUAUUACCAGCGUUAAUUCAUAUUGAAGGUCAAGUUACUCCACGAUCCGAGCGUAAAGGACCAACCGUUUUAAUUCUUGCACCCACCCGUGAAUUAGCUCAACAAAUUGAGAAAGAAGUUAAGAAAUAUAAUUAUAAGGAUAUAAAAGCGGUUUGUUUAUAUGGCGGAGGCAGUCGUAAAGAUCAAAUCAACAUAUGUAAUCGUGGUGUUGAAAUAGUGAUCGCAACACCAGGACGAUUAAGUGAUUUAACUGUUGCUGGACAUAUUGACAUGAAGUCAGUUAGUUAUUUAGUGUUGGAUGAAGCUGAUCGAAUGUUGGAUUUAGGUUUUGAACCACAAAUACGUAAGAUUUUAUUGGAUAUACGACCAAAUCGUCAAACUGUGAUGACUAGUGCUACAUGGCCACCUGGUGUACGUCGUUUAGCACAAUCAUACACACAAGAUCCGAUUCAAGUGUGUGUGGGAACAUUAGAUUUGGCUGCCGUACAUAGCGUUACACAAACUAUUAUUCAUUUGGAGGAUAACGAUGAUGUUAAGUAUAAUGAGUUGAUGAACUUUAUAAAUUCGAUGGAAGAAGAUUGGAAAGUAAUUGUGUUUUGUGGAAAAAAAUCUCGUGUCGAUCAUUUAUCAAGCGAAUUGGCAUUACAAGGAAUUGCAUGUGCCACAAUACACGGUGAUCUUGAGCAAUGUGAUCGUGAACAAUCACUGGCCGAUAUAUCAGCUGGCCGUUUACAGAUUCUAAUUGCAACGGACGUCGCUUCUCGUGGUAUUGACAUAGCCGACAUAACACAUGUCUUGAAUUUUGAUUUUCCACGUAACGUUGAAGAGUAUGUACAUCGUGUUGGUCGCACUGGUCGUGCUGGUCGCACCGGUGAAUCAAUUACGUUCCUAACACGUUCUGAUUGGAGCAAUGCAAAAGAAUUGAUCUCGAUUUUGGAGGAGGCAAAUCAAAGUGUUCCACAAGAAUUGCAUGAUAUGAGUAGAAGAUUUGAAGCUUUCCAAGAACGGCGUGCGCUAGAGAAAGCUGCGCUUCGUAACUAUGGGAGAAAUGAUGGUGGAGGGGGAUAUCGUGGCCGUAGAGGAGGUGGUGGCGGUUCUCGAAAUCGUUGGUAAUUGUUGAAAUUUACCUUUUGUAUUUGAAUGGUUUUUUUUUCUUAUUUGUAUUCCAAUUUACCUAGAAUAAUAAUUAUUAUUCCCCUAAUAUUCAUAAAUCUCUCAAGAUCAUCAUAAAUGUGAUGGACUUGAAUUUUCAACUGGUUAAUAACUGUGAUAUUGUUUUUCUAGAUUUUUUGAAUAUUUCAUUAUUAAUUUUUGAUUCGAAAAUAUAUAGUUCGAGAGCUGGUAAACAAUUUGAACCCCUAAAUGAGAUAGUCGAAGUGUGGCUGAAGGCGUCACCCUACCAACCCUUAAGGGAAUUUAUUUAUGAAAAUAAUGUUUUGAGGAAUUUUGGUCUGCCUUUUUGAUUUUUAAUUCCUUAAAUACCUAACUUAAGGAUAUUUAAUAUUUCCUAAAUAAAUUUUCCAAAAAAAAAAAAAAAUUAAGGAUUGGUAAAGUACCGCUAUCCUUCAGCCAGACUUGGACUAUCUUAUUUGGGAGUCCUUCAAGGACAAUUAAAUAAUUAUCCGUAGUGCCUCAAGAACGUAUUCCAAAUUGUUGACCAGCUCUCGGACUAUUAAAGAAGUAUUUCUCAUUUAAAAAUAUGUAUAAUUUUUUUUGUAAAUUAAAGAUUUUGACUGUUAUGUUGAUUGGACCUGCUCAUAGAAUAACUUCAAACAUUAAAAGUACCGGUGCAUCGGGACAAACAUUCUUAAUCAUUUCGAUCUUUAUUUCGUUUAAUACGAAAGGAAUUAAAGCUCAGCUCUCAUUUAAAGGACCAAAUCAAGAUUGGAAUUUUUCGAUACUCUUUAUAAUUUGACCCUGUGAAAAUAGCACCCCCAAAUGUGAAUUUCCCUCCAUUGCUGAUUGUAUUCGUUUGUCCAUCAUUUGUCCACACAAAAUUUUCGUUUGUCCACCCUCAAAAAAAAAUUUAGAGUCUAAAUUGACUUUGUAAAACAAACCAAAACAACUAGUUCCAAUCUGAUGCCAAAACAUGAUGUCCUCCAUAAAACUCUAAAAUUUUUGUUUAAGUUUUUGAUUGGUUAACUACAAAACCAGAUAUUUAGUUUGAUAGAUAUUUAGGUGUAUAGAUUGAAAUGACUCACCCUGUAUAUGUAUGUCAAUAUUUAUCCAAAGUUCCAUUUUAGUUAGAAGUUAUGAAGAACGUCUUAAAAGAUCAGGUCCUUUAGCUACUAGUUAAAAUGCUCAAAAUUGAGCUUAAGUUUUAUAUUAUUUGUAUAGAAUUAAGAAUUAAAGCUUGAAUGGCAAUUAAUUUUAUAUACGUGGUUAUAAUUUAUUAAGUGUACAAGUCAAUCCCACCAAAAACAUAAACGUGUAAAAAGUCGUAGAUGUCACAGAAUCCUAACAAACUCAAUAACGUCAGCCCAAAAAAGUUGUGAAAUCUCGUAGAGAACAAAUUCUUCGAAAAAAAUAAAUAAAAAUGACAUAA